CCAUCUGUUUCGUCUUCACUUGACCAUGUGAUUUCAGUUCUCUGUCUCUCUAAAUCCUGUGACCAAUUUUCCAUUUCUUUCUGUUUCUGUAACAUUAUCUUUUGUUUUCUUGUUUUUUCUUUUUUAAUGGUUUUUGGUUUGGUUGUUUUUGACAUGGACAUAUAGCUCAGAGACAUUGACAGUGAAGCAAAUCUAAGCCCUCUCUUUUAUUUCUCUGUCUUUUACUCUUUUUCAUAUGCAACUGUAAGGUUCAAAAGCCAGACACGACACAACCCAGGUCAGAUUGAAGCAUUGGGAAGCUGAUCUUGAAGCACUUGGGUGAUGGGUUCUUAAUUUCAUCUUCAAUUGACUGAGGUAGAAGAGUGUUUAUUGUUACUAUUGUUCUCUGUAUAUCAAGUUUGUGGCUUUGUUCAUUCUUUUGAUCUGGUGAAGAAACGGUAUCUUACCGGUCAGUAAAAAGGAAAAAAAUUAUACUUUUUGGUGUAUCAUGAGGGACUUUCCUUCUUGUUUUGGUGAAAAUGGAGUUCAAGUUGCUGAUUCAUCAUCAUCAAGUGCAACAAAAGCUUCUCAAAAUUUGGUUACUUGUGUUUAUCAGUGUAAAUUCCAUGGUCGUUGUUUCUUGGUUACUGUAACAUGGACGAAGAAUCUCAUGGGUCAAGGCCUUAGCGUUUCAAUUGAUGAUUCAACCAAUCAAUGCCUCUGUAAAGUUGAGAUAAAACCAUGGUUGUUCUCCAAGAGAAAAGGGUCUAAAAAUUUAGAGGUAGAUUCUAAUAAAAUUGAUAUAUAUUGGGACUUGUCUAGUGCUAGAUUUGGUCCUGGGCCUGAGCCUGUAGAGGGAUAUUAUUUAGCUGUUGCAUAUAACCAAGAAAUGGUGUUACUUCUUGGAGAUUUGAAAAAGGAAGCAUACAGGAAGGUUGAUACUGCCCCUGUUAAUUUAAAUUCCAUUUUUAUUGCCAAGAGAGAGCACAUUUUUGGCAAGAAGUUUUAUGGUGCCAAAGCUCAGUUUUGUGAUAAGGGGCAGAUGCAUGAUGUCACAAUUGAGUGUGAUACUAUUGAUGUUCAGGAUCCUUGCCUUGUGAUUCGCAUUGAUAGUAAGACGGUGAUGCAAGUCAAGAGGCUGAAGUGGAAGUUCCGUGGUAAUUACACUAUUCUGGUUGAUGGGCUCCCGGUUGAAGUAUUUUGGGAUGUCCACAAUUGGCUAUUUGGUAAUGCCAUGGGCAAUGCAGUUUUCAUGUUCCAAACUUGUCUUUCUGCUGAGAAGUAUUGGGCAAGCCAAUCUAUUUUUGAUCCUUCUUUAUUGACCUGGUCUUAUUCUCAGCGACUUAGAGAUAACCAAUUACAAGGUCUUGGUUUUUCAUUGUUGUUGUAUGCUUGGAAGAAUGAAUAGAAAUGUAAUUUUCAUUAUUGAUUGUCAACAAAUACUUCCGGUGAUUAUUUUUAUAAACAAUGUGAUUGAGUUAUAGUACAUGCAACUAUAAGUUUACCAAUUUGUUUUGCCUUAUAUCUUUUCUUAGUACUUUUGAUGAUGUAACGGAUAACGCUUUUUCAAUUUUCUAUUGGAAACUGUUCAUGGAGAAUGUUUUGUAGCUGGGUUUGGAAAAAUCUGCUUGCAUUGGGAUCCAACUAAUUUGUAUUAUUGCAAGGCAUUACAGCAUUUGAAAUUUUUUGACGAGGGGCGUAUGCCACAGUUGUGACUGAUUCAGGCAUUUAUACGUGAGCAAUUGAUCAGGUGUAGUAAAUAUGUCCCUUUAGUGUAAUGAAUUUGUCUUUGCAUCUGUGUACACUGAUUCAUUGU
Messenger RNA from Pistacia vera, 1795 nucleotides. RefSeq lists its product as uncharacterized. The coding region runs from base 488 to 1387 and encodes 299 amino acids. The transcript is spliced from 2 exons. NCBI's taxonomy places the organism in Eukaryota, Viridiplantae, Streptophyta, Magnoliopsida, Sapindales, Anacardiaceae. The record is from RefSeq and is a predicted model, not a curated record.